GUUGCGCCACUCGAAGCUUUUAGCCUUAUCAUCGCACAGACAAGUUCUACAUCAUGGAUCGAUCUACCGCAGGCAAGAAGCCUCGAGCCAGUCAACCGAGUAAAGGCAAAGCCAAAGCCAGUCCUCUCACUGCCGGCAAGGGGUCGAGGUUAAAUGAGAGUGGAAAGUACGAUUCACAUGACGAUUCUUUUUACCGUGCUUUCAGAAAAGCUUUGCGAGACCGAGAUAAAUUUCCCAAUGGGCCCUCAGUCCCAUUAUUCUUAGGCUUUCUACGUACGAUGGAAAGUUAUGACUUCAACAAUAUGACCAGGGCAAUGCGAAAGAAUUGGGACGAUUUCGCACAACGUUGCCCAAUUGCAUCAAUGAUACUUUUGCAAGCAGCACAGGACAGUAUUAUGACAGAUGGUGGUCAUUUCAUAAUUCCCAAGCGCAUUGAGGGAGUUGCAUAUACCAACAAAUGCAAGCUUAUUGUCGAUUUCUCCAAGCCUACCAAGACCAAGACCAAGGCGGGACUGUCUGGACCUAUUAAGCAUCAAGCUAGACGCAAGCCUGCGUAUUCUCAAGCUGACCUGAAGUCGAACUGCGAACAAGCGGACGAACCCGGCCCUCAUGGUUCUCGGGCAUACCCUACGUCUUCGCAACCAAAGGCAGACGAAUAUGAGGUAGAAAAAUACGAGUCAGACUUACCCCAGACAGACGAACCCGAGCCUCAUGGCACCCGAGAAUAUUCUGCAUUUUCGCAGUCAGAGGCAGACGAAUCUGAGGUAGACGAAUACGAGUCAGACUUAUCCGAGGCAGAUAAACCCGAGCUUUAUAAUACUUCAGGAGGGUUUACCACUUUUCAGUCAAUGACUGUCAGAGAAAAUGACUACAGAGGAGAGCCUAAGUCCAAAGCCCAUAAGCGAAAAGUCCCUUUAAAUCAAGGUACCGAAGAAGAAAUAGAACCACAACGACGACCCAAGCUAGCUCGAUAUUCACCCCCGUCUCUUGAACCUGAUGAUGAACUUGAGAUGCAAGCAAUAUUCGACAGAAUGCAGACAAGAAUUCAAGCUAUGGAAAGUCAAGAGUCCCAAGAAGAGGAGUUGUAA
Molecule: messenger RNA, 1088 nt
Organism: Annulohypoxylon maeteangense
Lineage: Eukaryota; Fungi; Ascomycota; Sordariomycetes; Xylariales; Hypoxylaceae
Exons: 5
Coding region: 54-1088 (344 amino acids)
Source: RefSeq, a predicted model, not a curated record